UUUGUUAGUCUCAUAAUGCCUAUUAUGCCUAAAUACAAAAUGUUUCUUUUUUACAGGAUACAAGAAGUAGACGACAGUUUCUUUGAGAAGUUUGGUUCGAUUUUGAAGCAGGCAUCGCAAAGAGCUGCCCUAGAAGAGGCAACACCUUUAGCUCCUUUAAAAGAAGUCGAAGUGCAGGAUGGCGAGCAAAGAACGGAGGCAGAACUCCAAGGAGAAAUCCGUAGUGUAACCAGAGAUUCCGACAGUGGAAAUGAAACCUUAUUGGAUACUGAUUCCGAACCUGAUGAGCACGAAAAGAUUGAUCGUUAUGUGGAAGCCGUUGGAUGGAAUAUCGAUGAGCUUUACUUGGAAAUUCUUUAUGAAAUUCUGCACAAUGUGGGGGGAUGUGACGUGAAGUGCGACGUGGAACAGGAUGCGAUGCUGUCCUACGUUCAAGAGGCAUUUAAAAUAUCCAACGACAAGCACACAGAACUGUUCACGAUGGCUGAGGCCAAGGAACCACCAGAGCUGAUGUUGAAUGUAGAGAUUGUGGAAGCCAGAGAUCUUGUGCCCAAAGAUCCUACGGGGCUGAGUGAUCCAUUCGUUACCAUUUAUCUGAUGUCGAAUUCGGCUCAUCGUUACAACACGUCUGUGAAAUCUGGCACACUGAAUCCGGUCUGGGAGGAGCAUUUUUCAUUGCCCAUGCCAGGAAAUUUCCAAGAAGAUUCAAUAAUUUUUUGGAAAGUAUGCACAAAUUUUUCCAGGGAUUUUGAUCCAGCGGAAACGGUGAAAGAAAAAAUGACGAAGAUAAUGGACGUAAAAGGUGUUAAAGGUUUUAGGAAAUUAAUGAAGGAGAUCGUCAUCACAGCUUCAACUGGAAAGCAUGACAAUGAGCUCAUCGGUACCACGAAUAUUCUAAUCAAGUCAAUCCCAGCAAGCGGGUUGAACACUUGGUACAGUUUGAACAAGAAAAGUAAGCUUCGCAAGCAGGGCGUGAUCAAAACACGGCUUAGUUUCUCAUCCCAGAAGAACAACCAGGUGGCAGCACAGGAACACAGGCAUUUACUAAGGAUACUAUUGCUGCAUGAACUUGAAAACUCUAAGGUUGCGCAUUACUGGUGGAACGGUAACUUCAGUGGCCCUGCAGAGGCGAUUCUGACGCAGCAUAUCGCUCAGAGCGGGCUUACGCCACUGGACAGUUGUUUGGUGCAGUGGUCUGUGUACUGCGCAGUCACCGUCGACCAUCCUCUCAGCUUCACCCUCUUCAACGAGUUGCUUGACAAAAUCACAAAACCUUUGCAAUCUGGUCUCGUCUCUGAAGAGGAUGUUAAGCUAUUCUGGGACGGCGCUAAAAAACUCCUUCCAAUGUGCUACAGCCACAUCCGAAAACUGAGGAAAAACGCCGGGGACAAAAACGUUAUGAAGACCUUAAGAGAAGUACUUAAGAUCCUAUACAAAUUGUCAGUUUUGGACGUACCGGAGACAGUGAACUUGUUCCCAGAAAACUUGUAUGGAUGGUUAAGGCACGAUGGAUCAACGUUGAAUGUAUACGAAGUAUUAAAUCAGGCGGUUAUCCAAGGUGCAUCAGAUUGGUUUGUCCACAUAUUGGAUAAUAACGAGUGUAAGGACAACACGGAAGAGGCAAGGCUUCAGCAUUUAAUAAGGGUUAUACAGUUGGUGCGCUCCGAUUUGCAAAGGGCUGUCGAGUUCUACGACAGAGUUUUUAUUGAAAUAAUGAACUUCCCCUACACGAAAGCAUUGUAUGGUUUAUAUGAAAGCAAAAUUGCAUCUUUAGUGGAACCAGACGUGAUAGAAGUGUGUAAGAGUCUGAAAAGGUUGCAAUACAACGAAGGUUCGACUAAUAGUGUGCAUUUAGCCGGCGGUAUCAAUGGGCAGACCGGGCUUGGGGCACCGCAAGUGUCCAACGAACCCUUGGCGAUGGGCACAACAUUAUUCGAACUGUAUUUAGCGUUGCAGAGGUUUUUGAUGUUAGGGCAAGGUUUAAAUGAGACUGAAUGGAGUUCCUACGCGAUAUCGAAGUUCCACUCAUGGUUCUUCGGCGGCGUGGCGCAGUGGCUCGACAUCGCCGCCUACAAAGCCCUUGUGCGCAUUGAAAAGGCCGUAGAUCUAGACAAUCUAGUGCCAGUUGACACUAACGUGAAGUAUAGUAGCUCUGGUGUCGACACUUUGGCGAUAUUCUACCAAAUUAAAAUAUUCUGGCAGCAGUUAGCGUGGCCUGAUGUCGAAGGGUGCUACACUUUCGUGGCUAAAAUUAUUGAUGACAUCUGCCGGUGCUGCGUGUUCUAUUCAGAUAAGAUGGCGAAUCGCGUCGACAGCGUUGGAACGGUAAGCAAUGUGUUUGAAGAACGGUUUGAAGUGACCAACGAGUGGUGUGUGGCGAUCAACAAUAUCGAUUACGUGCGGCAAAGCUUAGAGCCUUUUGUGGAAGAACUCGGAAUGGAAGAGAUCAUACAGAAAAUGUGUGAGGCCAGAUCACCGAUUGAGGCGCAGAGAUGUAAGGAAACAUUACAGAAUGUAAUCGCCAAUGCAAUUGAUACUGUCAAGAAUAAAAUCGUAGACUUGUUAGAAAUUAUGAUUAAAAAGAUGAUGCCGUCGAUAACCCGUUUCUUAGUAGAGGGCGCUGAGUUACUCCACCAGGACUGUUCGAGUAUGGACCGC
Molecule: messenger RNA, 2658 nt
Organism: Manduca sexta (tobacco hornworm)
Lineage: Eukaryota; Metazoa; Arthropoda; Insecta; Lepidoptera; Sphingidae
Product: protein unc-13 homolog 4B-like
Source: RefSeq, a predicted model, not a curated record